Molecule: messenger RNA, 213 nt
Organism: Clunio marinus
Lineage: Eukaryota; Metazoa; Arthropoda; Insecta; Diptera; Chironomidae
Source: the annotation of a GenBank genome assembly
AUGUUUUUAAUUGCUUAUUGUGGAAGGUUGUUGGUUGUCGUCGUCUAUCAUGGAAGAGUAAAGCUCAUAAUUCCCAAGUUUUUCUCUCAUCAGUCUAAUGGUGAAAUUAUCGAAAACAUCGAAGAUUCUCCAACGCAAUUCAUCUUAAAGUACAAAUUUUUACAUAACGGCAGACCAGUGAGUGACAGGAGCCAUCAAGCUAUCACCCUCUAA